UACUCAGGAAGAAGCUUCGUUUGGGGAAAAUCUUUUGGAAUUUGAAAGCAGAAUCAGUAGAGAAUCCACCCCUUGCAGUUUGAUAAGGAAUCCCGAGAGCAUACGAACACCCAGUUCUUCUACGAAGGCGUCCAGUACAACUGAUGAUAGGAUACAGCUGCAGAACUCCUCUGCAACGGAUGUACCAACCGCACGAGAAGUGGAUGAUUUCUUCAACUGCGCCGAAGGAGAGCAGCAGAGAAAAUUCAUUGAGAAGUACAACUUUGACCCGAUCACAGACAAGCCACUUCCCGGUCGAUACGAAUGGGAGAAAUUGGACAAUUAAUAGACGACAUUCAUUCAAUCUAUCAGGAACUAUUCUUCUCAAUGUUCUCAGGUUAUGUCGUGCUUAUAAUUGGUAGAUAGUCAGAUCUUAGUUUCUGUCACCCUUUUACUUGUAAAGAAGUAGGCUGUACUAAUGGUCUGUAACAUAACAAGAAUUUGAAUUACACAGCAAAUAGAACUCGAAGCCUUCUGUCUAACAGAUGCUCAUGGUGGAAGGAAGGGAAGGGAAGAGGGGUGUGUGGGUUGGUGUAGGAUUUAGGCUUUUGGGUAAUUAGGUGGAUGCGUGGGGUACAGAAAUUUACUUAGAAAUUUUUUUUUUCCCUCUUUUCCUUCCCAUUUGUACUGUAUUUUCCUCCCUAUACUUGUAGCGAUGGAAACAGUGAAAAAACCCUCUGAUGGAAUAAAAAUUAACCAUCUCUUUCCCAUA
Molecule: messenger RNA, 751 nt
Organism: Momordica charantia (bitter melon)
Lineage: Eukaryota; Viridiplantae; Streptophyta; Magnoliopsida; Cucurbitales; Cucurbitaceae
Product: cyclin-dependent kinase inhibitor 3
Biological process (GO): negative regulation of cyclin-dependent protein serine/threonine kinase activity
Cellular component (GO): nucleus
Molecular function (GO): cyclin-dependent protein serine/threonine kinase inhibitor activity
Source: RefSeq, a predicted model, not a curated record